Messenger RNA from Cercocebus atys (sooty mangabey), 2282 nucleotides. RefSeq names its product TBC1 domain family member 3B-like. NCBI's taxonomy places the organism in Eukaryota, Metazoa, Chordata, Mammalia, Primates, Cercopithecidae. The record is from RefSeq and is a predicted model, not a curated record.
CAGGACACUGGGCAUCUCUGUGGUCCUGAGCAUCCCAGGAGGCCGAUCGUACAGAGACCUCUGGUGCCUGAUCCCAGUUCACAUCCACAUCCCUGGAAUAGCCCACGAUGGGCCCUUCACCCUUGGCAGGUGGACACUAUUCAACCUGCCAGGGCAGGAUGGACAUGGUAGAGGACGCGGACAGUUUGUGGGCACAGGAGCGAGAGGAUAUCAUUAUGAACUAUGAGAAGGGACACCGAGCUGGGCUGCCAGAGGACAUGGGGCCUGAGCCUGUUGGAAUCUACAACAACAUUGAUCACUUUGGAAUUCUGCAUGAGACAGAGCUGCCUCCUGCCACUGCUCGGGAGGCGAAGCAAAUGCGGCGGGAGAUAACACGAAAGAGCAAGUGGAUGGAAAUGCUGGGACAGUGGGAGACAUAUAAGAACAGUAAAAAGCUGAUAGAUCGAGUAUAUAAGGGCAUUCCCAUGAACAUCAGGGGCCAAGUGUGGUCAGUCCUGCUGAGCAUAGAGGAAGUCAAGUCGAAAAACCCCAGAACAUACAAGGUCAUGAAGGAGAAGGGCAAGAGGUCAUCUGAACACAUCCACCAGAUCGAUGUGGACAUGAGCGAGACACUAAGGACUCACAUCUUCUUCAGGGAUCGAUACGGAACCAAUCCUGCUGCCCUUGGUGCCCAUGAAUGGGCCGACCAAGCCCAGGUGGCAGCAUCUCCCCAACCCAUGUCCCCUGGCCCGACCUCACUUCCAGGAGACGACCAAGAGCCCAGCACCCACCCUGCUCUGGCUGCCAUGUGGUGGCCUCAAGUCAUGCUUGCCCUUUUUGCACCCUGGUUGAGGAGGCGUUCAGGGGAACCUCCAGCCAGGCUCCAGGGGAUGUUCCUGACCCACCUCCCCAGGGCAAAGGCUGCAUGGUGGGUCACCAGAUGGGAGGGAUUCCACAGCCCAAACGGCGGGACAGUCCAGGGCCUCCAAGACCAUCAGGAGCAUGUGGUCCCCACGUCACAACACAAGACCAGGUGGCAUCUGGACAAGGAAGGUCUUUGCGCACAGGAUUCCUCCUUAGGCUGGCUUCUCCAGAUGUUGAAUGACGGGAUCUCUCUUGGGCUCAUCCUGCGCCUGUGGGACGUGUAUUUGCUGGAAGGAGAACAGGUGUUGAUGCCGAUGACAAGCAUUGCCUUUCAAGUUCAGAGGAAGCGCCUCAUGAAGACAUCCAGGUCUGGCCUGUGGGCACGGUUUCGGAACCAGUUCUUCCACACCUGGGAGUUGAAUGAUGACUCUGUGCUCAAGCAUCUUAGAGCCUCUACGAAGAAACUAACAAGGAAGCAAGGGGACCUGCCACCCCCAAGUGAGCUCCACCCCAAACCUGAGCAAGGGUCCUCGGCACCUAGACCUGUGCUGGCUUCACAGGUGGGCAGGGACGACCCUCUGCAAGGGGACAGCAAGGCCCCUCCAGGCCCACCAACCCCGGUUCCAGCGACCAUUUGGUUAGUUUCCCCACCAUGGGCACCUUGUUCUUCCACAUCUUGUCCUGGUGUGACUGUCCGGGUGAAGACACUACCUCUGGGCACUCAGGAUAUGCCCAGCCCGGUCCACGGGGCAGGGGAGACCUCAGGUUCCUGGAGAUUCCUGGAGUGGAACUCGAUGCUCCAGCUCCCGACGACCUGGAUACUGAGGGAGGCCAGGGAGAUAUCCCACUACAACCAGGGCACCCCCGGUCUACGGACAGAGACUUGGCCCCAAUUCUACAAUGGCACCGUAUCCCAGGAAGACCAGCUGGCCACCUGCUGGGCAAGGCUGGGAACCCCCUGCGGGGGGGUUGAGGAUUGGGCUUUCACUUGCACGAGCCACAAUGUGGACGUGGACUUCCAGCCCUGCACUGCACCCAGCACUGAUUCAACCAGGGACACCUACAUAACAGCUAGGGACGAGCAGCAGCGGCGCUCCCACCUCAGAGCCUUGCCUCUGCCACCUCUACUUGUGAAAAUUCUAUAUUUCCCUUCCAGGCUUUCUAGAAGCAUCUGGGCGCAGGGCUUCUAUGGACUGGAUAACUUCCUGAGGCUUACAACCCAAGCAAACUUCACGUUCUCGUUUUAUUUUUUGGGUAAACUUAUGAAAAAUUUAUUAAGAAAGUGUGCGCUCGAAGACCUUCACAGAUGGAACACCCACCAGCCCACAGACACGAAAAGUCAACAUGUCCAGCCCUCCCCGCCACCCCAGCCCGAGCCCAGCGAAAAUUCUGACGACACCGUGUGCCUGCCUUUGUAUUUUCAACUCAUAGACGAUUAA